Cotesia congregata is the source of this 2262-nucleotide messenger RNA. The record is from the annotation of a GenBank genome assembly. Lineage: Eukaryota; Metazoa; Arthropoda; Insecta; Hymenoptera; Braconidae.
AUGGCUAGUAUAGAAAUAGUAUUUCCAAGAAAUGAACAACCUGGAAAAAUAAAAAAGUGGCGCGUAGCUACGGGCUCUAUGAUAUCUGCUAGAAGUGUAUUAUUUUUGUAUUGUCCUGUUAAUUCUAAUGGUGAUGAUACUCAAAAUUCGGAAGAAAAAUAUCGUUCUACACAAUCUGGUCGCAUCACACAAAUUUUAGCCAAAGAAGGCGAUACAAUACAACCCGGGCAGGUGAUAUUCCUAAUGACAGUAUGUACACAUCCAACGGUCAUUAAAGACUUAUGUGGUCGUUGUGGAGCUGAUUUACAAAAUGAAACAUUGAACAAAGAUGGAAAGGACAAAGUUAUUUCUGAAGCAAGCGUACCUAUGCUCCACAGUAUUCCUGAACUUAAAGUUUGUCCAGAAUUAGCUGAAAAAAUAGGCAAAGAAGAUGAACAGAGGUUGUUGAAAGAUAGAAAAUUAGCACUUCUUGUUGAUCUAGAUCAAACUAUUGUUCAUACUACUAAUGAUACAGUUCCAGCCGUAAUGAAGGACGUUUUUCACUAUCAAUUGUAUGGCCCUAAUUCACCAUGGUAUCAUACAAGAUUACGACCCGGUACCAAUCAUUUUCUUCAAGAGAUGAGUAAAAUGUAUGAGUUGCAUAUUUGUACAUUUGGAGCAAGAAAGUAUGCUCAUACUGUUGCUGCUUUGUUGGAUAAAGAAGGAAAAUUAUUUUCUCAACGAAUACUUUCUAGAGAUGAGUGUUUUAAUUCAGCAUCAAAAACUGCUAAUUUGAAAGCACUUUUUCCUUGUGGAGAUGACUUGGUUUGCAUUAUUGAUGAUAGAGAAGAUGUCUGGCAGGGUUGUGGUAAUUUAGUACAAGUUAAGCCUUAUCAUUUUUUCCGUCACACUGGAGAUAUUCAUGCCCCACCUGGUCUUGAGAAACGUGAUCCACCGGAUCAAUCGUCAAGUCCGGAAGAAGAAAUCGGAAGCUUUGAUACUGAAGAACAAAGUAUUAAUACUAAUAAAAAUAAUAAUGAAAAUGGUGUUAACGAUAAUGUAAGCGAAGAGACCCCUGAAGAUGAUAAAAAAGAAGGAAGGAAAGAAAUUGAUAGUGUAGUUAUUAAAUCACCAGAAGACAGUAAAGAAUCUGAUAAAACUAGUGAAACUGCAGUGUCUUCUGAAUCUUCCAAGGAUAAACAAUCAAAUGAAAAUGUUGAUAAUAAAAGUACAACAAAAACUAAAGAUCAAAAUAAUGAUGGUGAAAUAAAAUCUUCGGACGUGCCAUUGACUGAUGUAAAAAAAAGCGAUGAAACCGAAAUUGAGGAUAAUGAUCAUGAUGAUUAUUUGUUGUAUUUGGAAGAUAUUUUACGAAGAGUUCAUAAUGAAUUUUAUAAGAAUAUUGAUAAUAAUGACCGUAAACCACUUAGAGAAAUAAUACCGCAAGUAAGAGUUCGUGUUCUUGAAGGUUUAUGUUUAACAUUCAGCGGAUUAGUACCAACGAAUCAUAAGUUAGAACAGAGUCGUGCUUAUAAAGUUGCAGUAGCAUUUGGAGCUAAAGUAACACAGGAUUUGACAGAGUCUACAACACACUUGGUUGCCAUUAAACCUGGAACUGCAAAAGCUAACACUGCUAAAAAAAAUCCAAACAUUAAAAUUGUAAAUCCAGAUUGGCUUUGGUCAUGCGCUGAACGUUGGGAACACGUUGACGAGAGAUUGUUCCCUCUUACAGCUCAGGCAAGAGGAUCCAGAGUACCACCUCCACAUUGUAGUAGCCCAGAACAUGUAGAAGUAAAAGAAAGCGAAGUUGUUGAUAGUUUUGCAAAUAGUAUAAAUCCUUUAAUGUCAUUCACGCAAGAAGAAAUCGAUAUUAUGGAUAAAGAAGUUGAUGAUGAUAUGUCGGACGUAGAAGUAGAUAGCUAUGCUGUAGAUGGAAAAGAAGAAUUAGAUUCAGUUAUGGAUGAUGAAAGUGAAAAUUCAUCUGAUCUGAACGAUGAACUUUAUGGAUCACCUAAAAAACGCCAAAAAAUUCAGCGAAAUAGCUCGAGUGAUUCUUCAGAAGGCAAAGGUAAAGAUUAUGAUAUAAAUGAAGAUAAUGAUGAUGACGACGAUGAAGAUCCAGUUAUUCGUUUUAGAAGAGGGGAACCUUUGCCCGAUGAUUUAGAUCUUGGAGAUCAAGGAUCACAAGAUUCAGUAGAAAUAGAUGAUCCAGCAGAAGAAGAAGAUGAUAGAGAAUGGAAUGCUAUGGGAGCAGCGUUAGAAAGAGAAUUUUUGUCUGAAUGA